Melampsora larici-populina 98AG31 is the source of this 1048-nucleotide messenger RNA. RefSeq lists its product as uncharacterized. Lineage: Eukaryota; Fungi; Basidiomycota; Pucciniomycetes; Pucciniales; Melampsoraceae. The transcript has 3 exons. Gene Ontology annotation, biological process: nucleoside metabolic process. Gene Ontology annotation, cellular component: cytosol. Gene Ontology annotation, molecular function: S-methyl-5-thioadenosine phosphorylase activity. The coding region runs from base 1 to 912 and encodes 303 amino acids. The record is from RefSeq and is a predicted model, not a curated record.
AUGUCUUCCUCAGCUCCACUCGUAGGUGUUAUCGGCGGUUCAGGUCUUUACAAGCUAGAUGGCCUCACCCCACUCGAGACCUUAAACAUUGAUACACCAUGGGGUUCAACUUCAUCACCCAUCACCCUAGCCAAACUACCAACCGGUCAAGUGAUAGCUUUUCUAGCCCGACACGGUCUUUCGCAUCACAUCUCACCAUCCGAAGUACCUUCUCGUGCGAACAUUGCAGCUCUUAAACAUAUCGGAUGUCGUGCUAUCAUCGCCUUUUCAGCCGUUGGUAGUUUACGUGAAGAGAUUCCACCUAAAGAUAUUGUGAUACCUGAUCAAAUCAUAGAUCGUACCAAAUCAAAUCGACCUUGCACUUUUUUCUCAGGUUUAGGAGUUGUAGGACAUGCUAUGUUUGGUGAUCCAUUUGAUAAUGAACUCAUCAAACUUUUGGCUCAAUCAAUUAAAAGAGAAGUUGAAAGUUUCGAACCUGAGCUUCGUGUAGGAGUCCAUGAAAAUAAGGUAGCAGUUUGUAUGGAAGGUCCAGCUUUUUCUACUAGAGCGGAAAGUCAUAUGUAUCGUCAAUUAGGUGGUGAUAUCAUUAAUAUGUCUGUCUUGCCCGAGGCAAAACUUGCUCGUGAAGCAGAACUAAGUUAUGCUUUGAUUGCUCAAAUCACUGAUUACGAUGCAUGGAGAGUAUCAGAAGAACCAGUAACAGUAGCUGAAGUGAUGGCCACCAUUAACUCCAAUGUCGUAGUCUCUAAUCGAUUAACCUUACGUGUCUUGAGUGAUAUUCAUACAGCCAUCGAACAAAAUCAACUCAAGACUUGUAAAGGUACGAUGGAAUUCAGCGUGAUGACUAAGAAAGAAUCGAUGAGUGAAGAGUCAAAGAAGACAUUAAGUUUCAUUUUACCUUACUUUUCUUGAUUAACUUUAUCAUUUUCUGGGAAUGAUUCACAUUAUGGAAUUGCGCAUAAAUUGUAGAAAGCAAUGUUGUUCUGGCUGCUCUGAUGGUCUGGUAAAAAGUGUAAACCUGUUUUCGUAUAUCAGUUCUUGACAUGCA